AUGUUUCGAACCCUGGAUGAAAAAGUGCUGAAAGAAAUUUGUCAAAGCCUUCAGCCAGUGAUGUUUACUGAGGAUACCUACAUUGUUAAAGAGGGGAAACCGCUUGAUAAGAUGUUAUUCAUCACGCAAGGCAUUGUAUGGAGCUACGGAUCUAGUAAUAAUAAUGGAAGCACUCGUUGUCUUAAGAAAGGUGAUUUCUACGGAGAAGAACUUCUAAACUGGGUAUCGGAAGUUAGCUACCUCACUGCCUUACCGAUCUCGACCAGGUUUGUCAAGUCCCACACACAUGUUGAAGCCUUUGUUCUAAGGGCUUACGACUUGAAAACUAUUGUUUCCAAAAACUGGUUGCAUUUUUCCAAGUUCACUCCGCCCUCUCAGAAGCAGCAUCUUGCAGCUUCUUCGCUUCAAGAAAGUUGGCGCCGCCAUCAUGAAAAGAGGGCACGGGCUGUGCAUCUUGCCCAGCUGAGAGAAAUGGGGAAUAACAAGAUAACGGAUGAAGUACCUCUUCUAGGCCAGUUCAAGUAG
Molecule: messenger RNA, 525 nt
Organism: Malus domestica (apple)
Lineage: Eukaryota; Viridiplantae; Streptophyta; Magnoliopsida; Rosales; Rosaceae
Source: RefSeq, a predicted model, not a curated record